AUGGGGACUAGUUUCCUGCGAACAAUCCUCCAACGCCUUUGCUGUGAUUCUCCGUGGGAUUAUGCGGUUUUUUGGAAGCUUAAGCAUCAACAUGAAAUGGUAUUGGUGUGGGAAGAUGGCUUCUAUGAUCCUAUGAAGCUAAGAGAUCCCUUAUUGGAUCCGACAGAAUAUCCGUGUUUUGAACUCCCGGACAAGAUAUUGCCCUCUUUCCCUUCAACUACCCUCGAUGGAAUACCUUGUGAAAAUCCAAUUGGGCUUGCUGUAGCUGAAAUGUCAAGUGCUUCACAUGUAGUGGGAAAAGGGCUUGUGGGAAAAACGGCAUUCACGGGGAAUGCUAGAUGGAUAUACUCAGACAACAUAGUAUCUAAUUUGUUCAAUUCUAUUUUUCCUGAGUAUCAGGAUGAAUGGCUGCUUCAGUUUUCAGCUGGAAUUAGGACUGUAUUACUUUUGCCUGUAAUGCCACAUGGAGUUCUGCAGCUUGGAUCAGUAGCAAUGGUGGCUGAAGAUGCAGCUAUAGCUGCUUAUGUAAAAACCAACUUCGAAUCCCACAUGAUGGAAGCCUUUCUGUACGGCUCCGAAUAUUCGGCUCAUCAGUUAUCAACAAUGUUUAAUUUUCCAGAUAAUUUGGAUGAAGCUUCAGCUCUCACCUCAGGAAAAGUAAAUUUAAUAGAGAAUCAAAAUACGACUCGUGUUGUUCAAGAUUUUCGCGAUUUGCGCCGGUGUUUUGUUGUCCAUUCUCGUGAAACUUGGUCUGAGGUUGACUUAAAUGCUGAUAGUUCAUCAAACAAGUCGAACAUUACUUCAUCCAAUGUGUCAUUAUCGGAAAAUUUGGCUUCUUCUGGAAAACACGAUAAAUCAACAAAAACUGCUGGAGUCGGAAAAUGUAAUGUCUGUUUUGAAUCUAUUGAACCUGGAAAAAGUGCUGCCAAAAUUAGUGCAGUUUCUGAUAAGCAACGAAAGAGAAAAGGAUUCGACUCGGUAGACCCUGGAAAAUUAUCGAGAUUACCGGUUACCAAAAAGAAAAGGAUUCAAGAACGGCUGAAGGAGCUUAGGGACCUUGUGCCAAAUAGUGAAAAUUGUAGCAUUGAUGGACUUCUUGAAAAAACCGUAAAGCACAUGCUCUUAUUAAGGAACGUAACCAAGGGGACUCAUAAAUCGAGGCAUCACAAAACGGAAGUUGAUGAAAUGACAACAAAACCAGCCAAACUCAACCGGGCACGCGAGAAGGGAACAAGCUGGGCCGUUGAAUUAGGAAGUGAGCCACAAUCUUGCCCUGUUUUUGUGAAAGAUCUCAAUCAUCCCGGACAAAUGCUUAUACAAAUGGCUUGUGUGGAUCAUGAUCGGUUUCUGCAGAUUGCUGAUAUCCUUCAUCGUUUGCAAUUAACUAUCCUCGAGUGCGAUAUGGAAGAGAGCACUGAUAGUUAUUCGUGGGCCCGCUUUGUUGUUGAGACGAACAGAAGCUUCCACCGGCUGGACAUAUUGUGGCCGCUCAUGAAGCUGGUGCAAGAAAACGGGCCUCCCGGUUCAAGCAAGAUUUAA
This is a messenger RNA of Striga hermonthica, 1539 nucleotides long. The record is from the annotation of a GenBank genome assembly. NCBI's taxonomy places the organism in Eukaryota, Viridiplantae, Streptophyta, Magnoliopsida, Lamiales, Orobanchaceae.